GUUUACCCCAGGGUAGCAGGGGCUGCCCCAACAGGGAGGUUGGACGAGUCAACCCUUCAAGCUCUAAACGCAAUCUGGCCAUCCUAAAUCCGGCCCACGUGCAUCUCCACGCCUCUUUAGCCCAACCACAAUCCUCAAAGCUCCCUGGAGGCGCAACUUCCCCGCGCUGGAAUGAGCCUCUUUGCACCUGCGCACUCUCCCCUUUCGCGUGCUUUUCCCCGCCCCCCCCCGCUGGGCUUUUCGGCUCUGUUGUUGUCCCGGCCCUCGCUACCAAUAAAGUUCUCCAGGUAUUGAAUCCUAUGACUAUUUCCGGCAAGAUGGUGUCCUCCAGUGAGGGGGACGAGUGGUCGCUUUCUGAUCGGUAGCUUUGGCGGGCUUGGGCGCUCUCCGCCUAGCUUACGUUCUCUCCGGCAGGAUGUCGGCGCCGCCUGGGAGCGCCGAGGACCUCCGGAAGCGGAGCUUGGUAGAGCUUCGGGAGAUGCUGGGACGCCAAGAGAAACUGCUGCGGAACGAAAAAUUCAUUCGCAAUUUGCCAGAUGGAGGAAAAAAAAUAUCUGAUUUUCUUGAGAGAGUGAAAUUAGCCAUUGCAGAACGUGAAGAGCUGAGAAGAACUUACAGAUUGGACUUUGAUUCAAAGCAAGAUGUAGCACAUGGAAUUAUUAAUUUAGGUGUGGACAAACCAUGGACUCCUGAUCAGAGAAGAGAAAUUUCAUCAGUUUUUGAUUCUUCCCUUGCAGUUAUAAACAAGUCAGAUAAAAUUGCCUCAAGAAACCAAGGGAUUGAAUAUACCACAGGAAAACUCGCUCCCAUAAGUUAUGAUGUAACUAGAGAGUUUGAAGGUGACGCACAGUGCAACAAGUGGAUGUGUAUUAACCAUAAAGCUGCUGUAACUUUGGCAUCAGAAACAAAUGAACAGUCUAACCAUCUUGGUUUUCUAAAUCAUGCAAGAGAUAUUUCAGGGAACACUGAUGAUAUGUUUAUUGAUAGUUUACAAAGGAUCACAAUUAAAGAUGAUGAAAACCAGUCAGAAGAAGAUACAAACAUGGAUCACUUUUGUAGUUUUCACAGUAACACACCCAAAAAACCUCAUUAUAUGGAAGUACUGGAAACCAGAGCAAAGAAUCCAAUCCCUCCCCACAAUAAAUUUAGAACUAAUAUGCUACCUUCUGAAUCUCACGACUCACCAAGUCAUUCCCCACAGAGAACCGAGUCUCCAGUUUCUAUGGAAGAAAGGCGGCGUAGGGAUAAGAAACAUUUGGAUGACAUCACAGCAGCUCGGCUGCCACCGCUUCACCAUAUGCCUACACAGUUGCUGCCUAUGGAAGAAUCUUUAGCCAUUCAGAAACAGCAAAAGCAGAAUUAUGAGGAAAUUCAAGGCAAGCUUGCUGCGCAAAAACUGGCUGAAAGAUUGAAUAUUAAAAUGCAGAGCUAUAAUCCUGAAGGUGCUGCAUCAAUGAAAUACAGAGAAGUGAGAGAUGAAGAUGAUUAUCAUUCUUCUGAAGAUUAAUUCUAAAGAAGGAUGACUGAAUAGUCUCCUAAAUUCUUCACUUCUGAAGUUUUAUUUCACAUUAGACUCCUCCUAGGCUCUGGAAGAUGUUUUAUUUUUGAGUUAUUUAGACCAGCAGUUCAAAAGUAGAAAUUUACAGGUGUGCAUAAGAAUGCUUGGUCAGACUGAAGUUUUCUUGGUGUACUUUCCACCAUUAGAAAGAUUUCUAUUAAGGAUAUGAUAAAUCUGUUUCUUAUGUUUAUAUAAAAUAAAAUUUUGCACUAUUUUGUGUUUA
Messenger RNA from Antechinus flavipes (yellow-footed antechinus), 1781 nucleotides. RefSeq names its product RNA polymerase II subunit M (gene POLR2M). Gene Ontology annotation, cellular component: intracellular anatomical structure; nucleus. Gene Ontology annotation, molecular function: transcription elongation factor activity. Bases 416 to 1507 code for a protein of 363 amino acids. NCBI's taxonomy places the organism in Eukaryota, Metazoa, Chordata, Mammalia, Dasyuromorphia, Dasyuridae. The transcript is spliced from 5 exons. Gene Ontology annotation, biological process: transcription elongation by RNA polymerase II; intracellular signal transduction. The record is from RefSeq and is a predicted model, not a curated record.